UUCAUCCGAUUCCAAAUCUUGUCCAGUAAACAGUCGCACACCUGCGAAACGUCAUUAUCUGUCUUUCUGUCUCCACACCUUCGAAUGCUUGACCCUCACCUUCAAGCCUCUUUCUUCCUCUUUUAAAUGCUUGCCUUUGCAAUUUCCCUUAUUAAACAUCAUAUCAUCUCUCCACGCACCGGUUAGACUUGACUCUUCUUGCUCAGUCGACUUUCAUUUCUUCGCAUUUCCGAUCCAAAGCAACAGUAAUAAAACACAGUCUCCGGCAAUUUUUAAUAGUAGGUUAGUGUGUCGUGUUUUUUUCGUUUACGUGCCCAUCGGCUAUUGUGAGAUUACUAUCAUACAACCGGCGGAUUCCUGAAGAAAUUAAGUACAUAUCAAGACCUGCUAAAAGACUGAUGUGGUGAAAAAUGCACUGUCACAACUGCUAAUCCGUUCGUUUUAUCUGUCGACGAUAAUUGAAUUGUUGUGAUUCGGUCAAUGUCGAUGUUCAAAAUGAAAACGACAAUUUGAAAUAGAAAUUUGUGUUUUCGUUUUCGUCUAAAAUGCGCGAAUGUGCAGAUCGUAUAAGAAGAGAAAGAACUGCCCCAUUGAGUCCUCGAACCGCUCUGAGGAGAAUUUUAGUCCUUUCUGAAGGACGUCAGUUCCGUGAAGCCGCUUCCGUUAUAGCCAGACUGGGACCAAAUGCUCUUUGCGUUCUUGCCAACGAACUACCCCUAGAACUUCUUAUCGAAGGACUACCUCAUUCAGCACAACUUUUAGAAACUUUUUUUAAAAAAUUAGUGGCAGCCGGUCAAAGAGGAAUUUUCAACGCCGAACCAGUGUUGUGGCAACUAAUCCGCUUGCUUUCUUCGCAACAGGAAUUCGGAUUGAAAUUCCAAAUCUCCAGGGUUGCUCAAAAUCUUAUCGAAUUUCAACCCGAUUUAUAUAGUUUAAUUGCAACAAGAAAGAAAACUUUCGACCAAACGGUACAAGGUUUGGGAUGUCAUGGUUUGACUACAAGCGCCUCAGGUUUGACACCUCUCCAUUUGGCAUUAAAAACAGAACUUCAAUUAUACAUAGAAACAUAUAAAUCCGCCCUGCACAGGCUGGAAGAGCUGGGGGUGACUGCAAACAAUAUCAAGAAGCCUGUUGAUGCUUCACACCACCGACUGUUAUCACUUAAUUUUGAAGAAGUUGAACAAAGACUGAUAGAUAACAAAACUCUACUGACGAUAUUAGACAAACCAGCCCUGAAACAACUGACUUCGCUUAUAAAGACGUUAUCAGCACGGGUUGAAAAUGACAAGGAGGCUUUGUUCUGCAUAUCACAAAUCAAAAGACUUCAAACCAUCGAUGAAGACAAACCGGUAGCAUCAAUUCUAAUGUCUUUCUCUAGAGGAUGCGAGUCUUUUCUAGAUUUGGUGAAACUCGGUGAAAGUCCGUGCAGUAGCGACGGAUAUCAUUCAGAAUCCGAACAAGAAAACGAAGAUGGAGAAACUGCGAUCUCAAAGUAUGGCAAAUUAUAUUACCAGAGCAGGCCCAGGGCUUUGGAAGCUUUGGAUUCACUGCCAGAUUUACAAUACGCCACUCAACUGAAAGCUAAAAUUCUAUUUUCUGUUGUAGUGCUUUCAUUUAGAUCCUGUAGGAAUCUAAGGGACAUGAAGUUACGAGAAGCUCUUUGCAAUUUGCAUGUCACUUCCCAGACUAUAGCUGCGCGCCGACUACGCAGUGACAUCAUGAAGUGUUUUUCAUCAACUUUCAAUUCUUUUCCCCUCGAUGAUAUUGAACGUCAAGUUCAUGGUCUCGUUUCGGAAACAUUAAAGGAAUACAGAUGUUUGGAGUCGUGUUUGCCGUUAAAGAGGUUUAUUGGUAACGUAACCAGAACUUGUUGGUAUUUGGUAAAUCAAGAGCCUUUUUUUGAGUUAGACGCCGACUUUCAAGCACCGGUACAGUUUCAUCCAGAAAGACACCAAAGGCAUCAUUCAUCUGACAGAAAAUCUAACGUGGUUAGAUUCUAUCUAUGGCCAGGAUUAAUUCGGGAAUCAAGAUAUGUUUACAAAGGUGUAGUCAUCACCAACUAAUAUCUAAUCACAAAAUAUUUAUUUGUUCUUGUACCUAUACCUACUUAUUUUUAUAUAGAUAUAUUUUUAUGAUG
This is a messenger RNA of Agrilus planipennis (emerald ash borer), 2137 nucleotides long. RefSeq lists its product as uncharacterized. NCBI's taxonomy places the organism in Eukaryota, Metazoa, Arthropoda, Insecta, Coleoptera, Buprestidae. The transcript is spliced from 7 exons. Gene Ontology annotation, cellular component: mitochondrial outer membrane. Bases 546 to 2063 code for a protein of 505 amino acids. Gene Ontology annotation, biological process: mitochondrial protein catabolic process; mitophagy by internal vacuole formation. The record is from RefSeq and is a predicted model, not a curated record.